UUAUAAUAAAUAAAAAAAAUAUUAAAAUUAUUUGGAUUGGACUAUCAUUCUGCAUUUCGUUUUAUUUAAGUGAUUUGUAUUCUUUUAUGUACUAAUUUUUAAUAAAAAAUAUAACAAAAUUAUUUUUAAGUAAAUAGGCAAUCUGUUUGUCAUUUGCGUAAAUAAAGUUAUAUACCUAUUACCAUUGUUUUGUUUGAAAACUCUAAUUGCCUAAAAUUAUUUACGGGUUAAACGUUAUAUAAACAUAAGAGAAAAUGCCUUCAAUUCCUGGAAAAUACCAACAUUAUAAGAAUGAAAAUAUAGAUGAUUACUUUAUAGCAGUUGGUGUACCAUUUAUGGGAAGAAAGAUGAUGGCAAUGUCAUCCCCAGUGAUGGAAAUAACGAUGGAUGGUGAAAAUAUGACAAUUAAAAAUUCAUCAUUGCUACGGACAGUUGAAGUGAAAUUUAAACUAGGUGAGGAGUAUGAAGAACACAUGCCUAGCACAAUUAUUAAGAGUGUUACAAAGCUUAUAAAUGAUAAUGAACUUGAAACUUUGUCAGUAAUCCCUGAGACAGGUGUAAAAUGUGGAAGACAUUACCUUUUUACGGAUGAUGAAUGUGUUGUUACUUUAACACAUGACAAAGCCAAAACCCCAGGCAAAAGGUACUUCCGUAGAAUUGUUUCUUAAAGGUCCCUUACAAAAUGGAGUCUUGCUAAAGAAUCUUAAAACAAAAGUGCUGUAAGCUUUUUAUAUUUGUUAAAUAUAUUAUUAUUUUUUAAAUAAUAUCAAAACAAUUUUUUACCUAUUUUAUAUCUUUUCUUAUAUUGGUAUAGGUAACCAAAUUUAGACUAACUUAUUUGGAUUAUGUGUAUAUUAAGGGCUAUAUAAUUAUUGUUUGAUUUUUUAUAUUUUUUUAAUAAAUAUUUAAGUUAUAAA
Melitaea cinxia (Glanville fritillary) is the source of this 917-nucleotide messenger RNA. Its product is annotated as fatty acid-binding protein, adipocyte-like. Lineage: Eukaryota; Metazoa; Arthropoda; Insecta; Lepidoptera; Nymphalidae. The transcript has 5 exons. Gene Ontology annotation, molecular function: fatty acid binding. Gene Ontology annotation, cellular component: nucleus; cytosol. Gene Ontology annotation, biological process: fatty acid transport. The record is from RefSeq and is a predicted model, not a curated record. The coding region runs from base 255 to 668 and encodes 137 amino acids.